This is a messenger RNA of Necator americanus (New World hookworm), 7560 nucleotides long. RefSeq lists its product as uncharacterized. Bases 1 to 7560 code for a protein of 2519 amino acids. Gene Ontology annotation, molecular function: actin filament binding. Lineage: Eukaryota; Metazoa; Nematoda; Chromadorea; Rhabditida; Ancylostomatidae. The transcript is spliced from 57 exons. Gene Ontology annotation, biological process: actin cytoskeleton organization. The record is from RefSeq and is a predicted model, not a curated record.
AUGUACGAUCCUCAUCCUCACGGAAAACUCCGCGAGCAUGACCAAGAACAGGAGGUAAUUCCUGCCAUUCGGCUGGACGACGCGGAAUGGAAGAUUAUACAGCAGAACACGUUCACCCGCUGGGUGAAUAAUCAUCUCAAGAAAGCAGGCGAUUCCAUCCAAAGCCUUGAGACCGAUUUCUCUGACGGGUUGAAAUUGAUCAGUCUUGCUGCCGUGUUGUCUCAGAAAAAUGUGGGCCGAUUCAACAAAAAAGUCAAUUUCCGCUCACAAAAGCUCGAGAAUGUGUCGCUUGCCUUGAAGUUCUUCCAAGAUGUAGAACACAUCAAAAUUGUAAAUAUCGAUAGCUCGCAUAUCGUAGAUCAGAACAAAAAGCUUAUCCUUGGUCUCAUCUGGACCUUAAUUCUGCACUAUUCGAUUUCUAUGGGAUGGGUUCAGGAAAGAAAUGAAGGUCAACCGGAAGAAACGCCUAAGCAAAAGUUGCUUAAUUGGAUUCGAAGCAAGCUUCCAUCGGGCAUGCCGGUGACCAACUUCACCUCAGACUGGAACGAUGGUGUUGCAGUUGGAGCAUUGGUAAAUGCAUUAGUUCCUGGGGCAGUUAUGGAUUGGGAACAAUGGACUCCAGAAAAUGCACUAGAAAAUACGGAAAAAGCAAUGCAGAUUGCUCAGAAUCGGCUUGGUGUGGAGCCCCUCAUCACGCCAGGAGAACUGAUUCAUCCUGAAAUUGAUGAGAUGUCGGUGAUGACGUAUCUGUCACAAUUCCCUGCUGCAAAAUUAGACCACGUCAAGAGACCAGUGCAGCCAGAGGAGCCUAUUGUAUCAGGCAGUAUCGAAGAUUUGAACGACUUUCCAGUUGUCAAUAUGCCAUCAGAGUUCAUUGUCAAUGUUAUAGGAGAUGGCUACAAACCAAAAUUGAAAAUAACCGAUCCUGACGGGCGUGAAGUACAUCACACUGUUGCUGAAGAUAAUCCACAUAAGUUCACGGUCACAUACACACCGCUGCGAGACGGAGUUCAUCACAUAUCGCUGGCCCUUAGGGAUAUUGCACUCGGGACUGUUACUUCUAUUGACAGAGGUUCUCGAACUGUUGAGGUCCUACCUGUUGUACGUUUGUGCUCGUACACGGACCGUGUGCGUGUUGGUGAUGUUGUUCCGCUGCGAGUUGAAGGAGCAAUAAAAGGAGUUGUGGAAGUAGUGGUAGUGGAUGCAGUAGGAGGUGAACAUGCACUAGCUGUCAUAGAAGGACCUGGGAGAGGUGUAUUUACUUGUGAGUAUGUACCGAAACAUCCUGGCCUUCACACUUUGAAUGUGUUCUACAAUCGCACUGCAAUUCAUGGAAGUCCAUUUCCUCUGAGAGCUGCUGAUAGAAACAACUUCUUCAUAUGGGGAAGAGGAAUCAACGAUGACGGUAUUCGAAUAAAUGAUACCGUGCCUGUUUAUGUGGAUAAUAGGGAGCCGUACACUGAACAUGAGAAUGACAUCAAAGUAAAAGUAGUUACAGAUUCUGGCCUCGAAUUACCGGUCCGUCGCAGCAAAGAAGGUCUUCGAUCUACAUUCAUUUAUACACCAACAACGACCGGAAAACAUCUUGUUUACGUGACGAACAACAAUGAACCAAUUGGACAAAGUCCAUACAAAGUCAAUAUAUCCCCACCUACGAGAUCCCGUGUGAGAGCAUUCGGGACAGGCCUGGAAGGUGGCGUAAUGAACCAACAGAGCGUAUUUAGCGUGGAAACAAAUGGCGAUGCCGACAGAUUAGCCUUUUCUAUCGAAGGGCCGAGCAAAACGGAAAUUGCUUGCCAGGAUCGUGGACAAGGAGCAGCUCUUGUUGCAUACACGCCGAAAGAACCUGGCGUAUACAAAGUGAAUGUCCUGGCUGGCGGUGAGCACAUUUCCGAAUCUCCAUUCGUACUGAUGGUUGACCCACCCAAGCCCGGUUUUCAACCGUCGGCAGCUCGUCUGACCGGAGUUGAGCCAGAAUUGCAAUUUGUUCCUGGCGAACCAGUACCAUUCCGAAUCGACACUCGACACACUGGAGUGGUGGAUGAUGCUCCCAGAGUGGAAGUACUUGAUAAAGAUCUCACACUACUACCGACUAGUGGAUCUCAAAUCAACCCUGGAAUAUAUGGUUACAGCUUUACGCCAAAGAAAAGUGGGAAGUAUCAUAUAUGUGCUAGCUUGAAUGGUGUGGCGAUUCCUGGAUCUCCGUUCCCGGUGAACGUUCACGAACCAAUCGACCUCUCGAAGCUGAAGAUCUUCGGACCAGGAGUUGAUGGUCCCGUAAAAUGCCAAGAACCAACCCAUUUCACAAUUGAUGCCAAGCAAGCUGGACCUGGUGCAGUUGAGGUUUCUCUUGCUGAUCGAAAAGGCCAAACGGUAGCUAUUGACGUUCUCGAUAAUAACGACGGUUCUUUCACUGUAAAAUACACAGCACCUAGGCCAGGGGCGUAUCAGCUCAACGUCGUCUUCGCGGGAGCGCAAGUGCCACCAAUAGAAAUCAACGUGGAGCCUCAAGUGGACACGUCGGGCAUCAGGGUCACGGGCCUUGAAAACGCCAUCGUCACGGUAAACUGUGAGCAGGAAGCGCAUGUGUUCACACCAGAUGGAGACAACACUCGCAUUGUGAUCACUAGUCCUUCUGGUAGCAUUGUAGAGGCAAUUAUUGAAUCCACCGACACUGGAUUACGUGUCUGUUUCACACCAUCUGAAAUCGGGGACUACAGUAUUUCUGUUACCUACCGCGAUUUGCCUAUAGGCACACCAUACCUCCUCCACUCCGUGCCUGAUGGAAAUAAGGCAGAAGCAGAGUAUGUGGUAUCAAGAUGCGGGCCUCCUCGGGCUGAUCUUGUGACAGUCGCUGGACCAGGAUUAGGUCCUGUUAUUGCACAACGCUCAACACAUGUAUUCAUCGAUACAACAUCCGCUGGAUUUGGUGACAUUGAUCUUUUUGUUGAUGGACCGACAAGAACACCUAUUCAUUGUGUGGACAAUCACGAUGGGACUCUGACGAUGUAUUACGUGCCAAAAACACCUGGCGUAUAUUAUCUACGAGUGAUGUUCGACAGUAAUCAUAUUGCUGGAAGCCCUUUUCAAGUUCUUGCUCUUCCUGCGCUGCUGACCUCAUCACUGGCUGCUGAUCACGAUAAAACUGAGAGCUCAUUUACCACCCUUUCCAGUGCAGACGUUCUGCGUGGACACCGCUUCAAUGUGGGUGUUGAUAUCGGCAAUCUAAUACCGCAUGGUAGUGGUGUGAAAAUGAUUGCUAAUAUCAACGGAAAGCUCGUCGAAGUACCCAUGAAGCGAACAGGCGCUGCUUCGCAUGGAGGUGUAUUCAUUGCACACGAGGUCGGGAAGACAAAUGUCAAGGUAUUGUUCGACAACGCAGUAGUGAAAGAAGCGAAUAUCAGUGUACGUGACGGCUGCGAUGCCUCCAAGUGCACCGCAACCGGUGAAGGUUUGAGAAGCGCCAUCGUCGGAAAACCUGCGAGAUUCGACAUCGACGCACAGAAUGCAGGGAACGGCGAGCUGUUUGUGCAACUUGUCGGACCGGCCGAGGCAAAAAACAAAUGUAGGGACAAUGCAGACGGCUCGUGCACUGUGGAAUAUGUCCCAUCAGUGCCCGGAGAAUAUAGUAUCGGGAUCUGUUAUGGAAGUGAGAAAAAGAAGGAUCAUGUUCCAGGAUCUCCAUUCCGUGCUAUUGUCGACUAUCCGUAUGAUCCUUCUCGUAUUUCGGUAAAUGGGCUCCGAUCGAAUUCGUUUUCGGAGGCACGCGUUGGUACACCAGUCUCGUUUGAUAUCGAUGCCUCAUUGACACACGAUGCGCCGAUUACUGUUACAGUGCCACCAGUUUACCAGCAGCCACUACUCGAGAAGGAUAAGAUAUCGCCACGUCUGUACCAUGUGAGAUUCACCCCUGUUGGAGAACCUGGGUCAAUUGUUCCAGUUGAGAUCCGUUACGAUGGAAAGCCUAUUCCAUUUAGCCCGUUCCGAAUCAAAUUACUCCCCGAGACAGAAGUCGCUAAGAUUAAAGUCAGCGGACUGGACGGCUCUGCGCACCCGUUUGAUGUAAGUGCCUCGAGAGAGGCUGCAGCACUUGUGGAUGUUUCCAACUGUGGAAAAGUGUCGGAUCUGAAAGCUUCGGUUGUGGGUCCUGACGCGAGGCCGCGGGAUUGUGUGGUGAAAGAAGCAACUAUUCCUCAGCACUACGAAGUACGCUUCCCGACUGAUAUGGCCGGUCAUUACAAAGCAGAUAUCUUUAUCAACGGUGAGAAAGCUGGAGAUGCAGUGGAUGUCUACGCUAAGAAGUCUGGACAUAAGGAUGAUGUGAAGCUCAUGGUGCGUUCUUACGGUCCUUCCGUGUCCACAUUGAACAAAAAACUCAACUGCGCUCAAGUACCCAUCGGCGACUGGAGUAUCGUUUCAUACGACAGAAAUCGGAGCGAACCUUCUGCUCGACUGGCUGUUGUUCCAAGAUCGCCCACUGCUGUAAGAUACGAUGUGGAGUCGAAGUCGUUGGGGUCCGGAAGGUUCCGAGAUCUCGUCAAAUUUCAUCCAACAAAGCCGGGACCAAAUACGUUAGAUGUUUACUAUGGUGGUGACAAAGUAGAUGAAAUCUACUACGAAGCAGUUCCUGCAGAUCACGGGCGAGCAUUAAAGUCGCACGUACAACAGGUGCAACAGGAUCCGAUAGAAGCUUAUGAGCGAAAGUACUAUUCUGGAGUAAGCAGCAACAAUAAUAAUACCAAAGAAUACACGAGCUCACGAUACAGUACCAGUCCAACAAGUGAUCGCUACCGAUACGCUGCAAGUCCACCAAGUGUACUUAGCAACAAGUCAUCGUUUGACCAAAAACCGUCGAGUGUUACCUCGUCACCACCCCCAUCACGAAGCACAGCCUCAUCGCCACCACAACGAAGUGUCACCCCGCCAACAACAGCACGAAGUUUCACUUCGCCACCAGUCUCUUCUCCUAACUCUACAGCGUUUUACACUAGAGAGUUUAAGCUAAACGUACCUCCUUACGUUCGCCCGGAAUCGUUGAAAGCGUUCGUUACUAUGCCGUCCAAGAACACUGAUCAGGCUGAAAUCAUCGAUAACCAUGACGGUACCAUACAAGUGAAAUAUGUGCCGAAAAAACACGGAGCUCAUGAACUCUCGAUCGUACAAGAUGGAGCGCAUAUAUCGGGGAGCCCACUUCGAUUCUUUGUGGAUGGCUACAAAGACGGCUUUGCUACCGUAUAUGGCCCUGGUCUGCUGAACUCGAUUGUUGGAGAGCCAGCUGCAUUUACCGUUUGUGCAAAAGGAUCAGCUGCCAAAGAGCUAUCUGUUAGCAUCGAAGGACCUGCUCAAAGCACUAUCAAGAUCCAUGACAAUAAGGAUGGCACAUGCUCUGUUACGUGGGUGCCACCAGUUCCCGGUGAAUACAAAGUCCAUGUCAAACUUGGUGGCAAAGAAGUUCACGACUCGCCUUUCACGGUGUUGGUUGCUGGAGAGGGACAGAAACGCGCACAUCUUUCCGUCGGUUCUACAUCGGAAGUUGCAUUGAACAUCACACAAUCAGAGCUGAAGGGUAUCUCGGCAUCAAUCAAAUCCCCUUCUGGUAUCGAAGAACCCUGUUUUGUUCGACUCAUUGAAGGAGGAAGACUAGGUGUUUCUUUUACACCCCGUGAAGCUGGUGAGCACUUGAUUUCCGUUAAGAGAGAUGGAAAACUUCUACCAAAAGCUCCAUUCAAGAUCAAGGUCGACAAAUCACAAGUUGGUGAUGCAAGCAAAGUUGAAGUGAGUGGAUCUGGGAAAAUGAAGGCUGAAUGCUUGAAAGAUAAUGAAAUUCUUAUCGAUACUAGCAAAGCAGGUUAUGGAGGUCUGUCCGUCUCAGUGCAAGGUCCAUCGAAGGCGGAACUAACUUGCAAAGAAGUGAAGGCCGGACUUAUUAAGGUGAACUACAAGCCAACAGAACCUGGAGUGUAUGUGGUGGCUGUCAAAUUCGCCGAUAAUCAUGUCAAAGACAGUCCGUUCACCGUACAUUGCACCGGUAAAGGAGCUGGAAGAAAGGUUGAAGAGAUUCAUAAGAAGGCGGAACAGGCUGGACUGUGUCUUCCUAACAAGGAGGCGUUAGUUUUCUUGAAGCUACCCAAUGUGACACCUAUGAAUAGCGGAGCACGAGUGUUGGAUCCAAAGGGACGCACCGAAGAUGUUGAAAUGAGAGACCUCGGUGAUCAAUUCUUCCAGAUUAGAUUCAUGCCAAAAAUGGAGGGUGUGCAUCAUUUAUCCAUACUACAUAAAGACGCCCAUAUUUAUGGCUCACCUUUGCAGUAUACUGUUGGACCAUUUGCAGAAGGUGGAGCACAUAAGGUGAGAGCUUCCGGCCUCGGCGUUGUCCGUGGUGAGACAAAUUUCCCGCAAUCGUUUAACAUUUACACACGUGAAGCAGGAGCUGGCAAUCUCUCAGUAACGAUGGAGGGGCCGAGCAAAGCUGUGAUGGCGUUCCACGACCACAAGGAUGGCAACUGUCACGUCCAGUACAAGGUGGAUCAACCUGGAGAAUAUAUUGUUGCGAUAAAAUUCAACGAUCAGCACAUCGCUGACUCUCCAUUCAAGGUAUUUAUCGCUCCCGCCACUGGUGAAGCACGAAAGCUUGAGUUAGCUCAAUUCCAUGAUCAAGGGAUCCCAGCUGGAAAGGCGUUCACAUUUACUGUGCUAACACAUCGUGCAAGAGGACACCUUGAAGCGAAGGUGGUAACACCCACUAAUGAAAUUGAAACGAUAGAUAUCGUUCCCAUUGAGGAUGGUGAGAGCUACGCAUUACGAUUUCUACCGAAAGAGAGUGGCAACCAUUACAUUCAUGUCACAUUGGACGGCGCUCCAAUGCGAGAUUCCCCGUUCCGCCUCAGGGUAGGUGGUCGCGACCAAUGCGAUCCCACAGCAUUAAGCGUGACCGGUGACGGCAUUAGGAGAGGAACAACCGGACAGAAGUGUGAAUUCGUCGUUUCUACAGCAAAUGCAGGAGCUGGUGUACUCAACGUACAACUGGAUGGUCCUAGCAAAGCUACACUCGAUGCGUAUGAGCUCGAACGAGGAUACAAAGUUCGCUACACCCCUCUGGCGCCAGGAGACUACAUUGCAGCGAUCAAGUACAACGGAAUCCAUAUCCCUGGAUCACCGUUCAAAAUUCACGUCGAGGGAAAAGUCCUUGGUGGAAACGGUUACAACGAAUCAUCUUUCGUUAAAAUUGAUGCAGUAGCUAAGACGUCCAAGGGAACUGUUGCAACAGUUCCAGAGUACAAAGGAGACGCCAGCAAGGUGGAGGCAAAAGGGGCUGGAUUGAACAAAUUCUUCCCAGGACGACCAGCUGUGUUCACAAUCGACACUGCUGUCGCAGGUCCAAAUAUUUUAAUGGUUGGAGUGGUGACGACCAAAGGGCCAUGCGAAGAAGUUGUUGUCAAACAUCACGGCAACGGCCAUUAUAUUGUCACAUACAAAGUUCCUGAUCGUGUUAAAGGAUUCAUUUUCAUCAAAUAUGGAGAUCAGGAAAUUCCCGGUUCACCGUUCGCGAUCGAGCCGUAA